Molecule: messenger RNA, 1056 nt
Organism: Penicillium olsonii
Lineage: Eukaryota; Fungi; Ascomycota; Eurotiomycetes; Eurotiales; Aspergillaceae
Source: the annotation of a GenBank genome assembly
AUGUCUUCAGCACUCAACGCGAUCAAGAUUCGUCGCAAGAAGAAUGUCAAGAAGGGAAUUCAGUUUUGUUUGAUGGUCUGCGGUGCAAGCGGUACCGGACGCACAACUUUCGUCAACACUCUCUGCGGCAAGCAGGUGUUGGAGGGCAAGGAUGCCGAUGAUGCUGCCAACGCUCACCUCGAGGAGGGUGUCCGCAUUAAGCCCGUCACCGUCGGUGACUUCGGCGAAAUUGUUGGCUACCUCGAGCGCCAAUACGAUGAUAUUCUCGCGGAAGAGUCACGAAUCAAGCGUAACCCUCGCUUCAGAGACAACCGAGUUCACGUCCUGCUUUACUUCAUCACACCCACUGGCCACGGUCUGCGUGAACUCGACAUUGAACUGAUGAAGCGCCUCUCCCCUCGCGUCAACGUCAUUCCCGUUAUCGGAAAGGCCGACUCCCUCACCCCCGCCGAAUUGGCCGAGUCUAAGAAGCUGAUCAUGGAGGACAUUGAGCACUACCGUAUCCCCGUCUACAACUUCCCCUACGACAUCGAGGAGGAUGACGAGGACACUGUGGAGGAGAAUGCCGAGCUGCGUGGUCUGAUGCCCUUCGCCAUUGUUGGAUCCGAGGAUUUCGUCGAGAUCGAUGACCGCAAAGUGCGCGCACGCCAGUACCCAUGGGGUGUUGUCGAGGUUGAGAACCCUCGUCACUCCGACUUCCUCGCCAUUCGCAGCGCUCUCCUUCACAGCCACCUGGGUGACUUGAAGGAAAUUACCCACGACUUCCUCUACGAGAACUACCGUACCGAGAAGCUCAGCAAGAGCGUCGAUGGUGCUUCUCCAUCUGGCCAAGAUUCUUCCAUGAACCCCGAGGAUCUUGCCUCCCAAUCCGUGCGCCUCAAGGAGGAGCAGCUUCGCCGCGAGGAGGAGAAGCUGCGCGAGAUCGAGAUCAAGGUCCAGCGCGAGAUUGCCGAGAAGCGACAGGAGCUGCUGGCUCGCGAGAGCCAACUCCGCGAGAUCGAGGCUCGCAUGCAGCGCGAGCAGCAAAACGGCGAAGCUACCAACGGAGAGGCCUAG